Molecule: messenger RNA, 907 nt
Organism: Homo sapiens (human)
Lineage: Eukaryota; Metazoa; Chordata; Mammalia; Primates; Hominidae
Gene: AZU1
Product: azurocidin 1
Exons: 5
Coding region: 11-766 (251 amino acids)
Biological process (GO): proteolysis
Molecular function (GO): serine-type endopeptidase activity
Source: RefSeq, marked reviewed
CUGCCCCGCCAUGACCCGGCUGACAGUCCUGGCCCUGCUGGCUGGUCUGCUGGCGUCCUCGAGGGCCGGCUCCAGCCCCCUUUUGGACAUCGUUGGCGGCCGGAAGGCGAGGCCCCGCCAGUUCCCGUUCCUGGCCUCCAUUCAGAAUCAAGGCAGGCACUUCUGCGGGGGUGCCCUGAUCCAUGCCCGCUUCGUGAUGACCGCGGCCAGCUGCUUCCAAAGCCAGAACCCCGGGGUUAGCACCGUGGUGCUGGGUGCCUAUGACCUGAGGCGGCGGGAGAGGCAGUCCCGCCAGACGUUUUCCAUCAGCAGCAUGAGCGAGAAUGGCUACGACCCCCAGCAGAACCUGAACGACCUGAUGCUGCUUCAGCUGGACCGUGAGGCCAACCUCACCAGCAGCGUGACGAUACUGCCACUGCCUCUGCAGAACGCCACGGUGGAAGCCGGCACCAGAUGCCAGGUGGCCGGCUGGGGGAGCCAGCGCAGUGGGGGGCGUCUCUCCCGUUUUCCCAGGUUUGUCAACGUGACUGUGACCCCCGAGGACCAGUGUCGCCCCAACAACGUGUGCACCGGUGUGCUCACCCGCCGCGGUGGCAUCUGCAAUGGGGACGGGGGCACCCCCCUCGUCUGCGAGGGCCUGGCCCACGGCGUGGCCUCCUUUUCCCUGGGGCCCUGUGGCCGAGGCCCUGACUUCUUCACCCGAGUGGCGCUCUUCCGAGACUGGAUCGAUGGUGUUCUCAACAACCCGGGACCGGGGCCAGCCUAGGGGGGCCUGUGACCUCCCAUGGAGCCCAGCCCCGCCCUCCACACCUCCGGCGCUCCGCACCCACCUCCCACGGCCCCGCCCCUGCCCCCGCUCCGGCCAGAGGGGCCCUGGCUGUAAUAAAGAAGCCGAUCUCUCCUCUGC